Messenger RNA from Gigantopelta aegis, 3026 nucleotides. Its product is annotated as beta-mannosidase-like. Gene Ontology annotation, molecular function: beta-mannosidase activity. The record is from RefSeq and is a predicted model, not a curated record. NCBI's taxonomy places the organism in Eukaryota, Metazoa, Mollusca, Gastropoda, Neomphalida, Peltospiridae. The transcript is spliced from 17 exons. Gene Ontology annotation, biological process: glycoprotein catabolic process. The coding region runs from base 1 to 2769 and encodes 922 amino acids.
AUGGUGAUGUAUGUCUGUUAUGCGUUUCUGUUUCACGUGUUUGUAUCGUGUAGCGCCGUCUACAGGGAGAAUCUGAAUGGAAACUGGACACUGUGGAAUGACAAGAGAGGUUUUUCACUUCAAGCCACGGUGCCUGGCAGUGUAUACACUGCGCUCCUCUCGGCUAAGAUGAUUGAAGACCCUCUGUAUCGAGAUAACGAUGUCAAAUACAAGUGGAUAGGUCGAGAGGACUGGAUAUACUCACGCACUUUCAACUUGACUGCCGCACAGGUUAACAUGAAGUCCAUCCUGUUGGUGUGUGACGGUUUGGACACUGUAUCUAAGAUAACAGUGAAUGACGAGCCUGUGGGGACAUCUGACAACAUGUUUGUGAAGUACACUUAUGACAUCAAACGAUUUGCCAGGACUGGACUCAACUCAAUAACGAUAUUCUUCCGCUCAGCGGUAACGGUGGCUCAGGAACGGGCGGACAACUCCUCCUACGUGAUCCCCCCAGAGUGUCCCCAGGCCGCCCAACACGGAGAGUGUCACGUGAACAUGAUCCGUAAAGAACAGUGCUCUUUCAGCUGGGACUGGGGGCCAUCGUUUCCAACACAGGGAAUCUGGAAGGAUAUCUACGUCCUGGGGUUUAACUCUGCCGUCAUCAAGGAUAUUUCUGCUACAGUCCACAAAGCUGGCCAGACGUGGAGUGUAAACGUCACUGCCUAUUUUGAUGUGAUUUCACAAGGACAGGUCCUUGGUAAUUUGCUUGUCCAGCUGAUGGGGACGAGUGUAAGCAAAUCUCAGCAAAUCACCUUAACAAAAGGUGUCAUGGUUUUCAGCUUUGUUCUACAGAUUCCAUCGAAUAUCGUCAUUAAUGAAUGGUGGCCAAAUGGCUACGGAAAGCAAACCCUAUAUAGCUUGGCAGUCAGCUUUACUAGCAGCCGUGGAGAUGAAGAGUCGCAUCAAACAAUCAGAAUCGGUUUUAGAACGAUAGAGCUUGUACAGCAACCGGUGUCUUCCAAGGAUCCCAAUAAAGGUUUGACAUUUUACUUCAAAAUAAAUGGAGUACCUAUGUUUUUCAAGGGAAGUAACUGGAUUCCUGCUGACAGUUUCCAGGAAACCAUUACCAAAGAGAGGCUACGCCGUCUGCUUACCUCAGCAGCAGAAGUCCACAUUAAUUCCAUGAGAGUCUGGGGUGGAGGGGUUUUUGAGUCUGAAGAUUUUUAUGACUUAACAGACGAACUUGGGAUCAUGAUAUGGCAAGACUUGAUGUUUAGUGAUGCCCUGUAUCCCGUAGGCGAAUCUUUCCUGGAAUCGGUGAAACAAGAAGUCACAUAUCAGGUUCGCCGUUUGAAGCAUCGUCCGUCUGUUGCUGUCUGGGCUGGAAAUAACGAAAACGAAGGCAUUCUUCGGUCCUAUAGCUCCAAACCCAACUACACUCGAUACUACGACGACUACAUCAAACUGUACAUUGACACUGUCAGACCGAUUGUCCUCAGUGAAGACUGCACAAGAGAAUUCCUUUCAUCAAGUCCUAGCGAUGGCGUGGAGACUCAGAGACAAGGAUGGGUGGCCAAGGACCCUGGUGAUGAGCUCUAUGGAGACACUCACUACUACAACUACCUCGGCAAUCUGUACAACGACAGCACGUUUCCUAUUCCACGUUUUACGUCCGAGUUUGGAGUCCAGGCAUGGUGUGAUGCAGAAACUCUGGAAGAUGUUUUUCUAGAGUCUGACUUCGACUACUGGGGGGAUAUGGCGGCACAUCGACAACACCAUCCAUUUGGUCAAAUGGAGAUGUUGUCUGAGGUCAUACAGCACAUGCAGCAACCUGACACACCCGAUACUAAACAGAAGUUCAAGGAUCUCAUUUACCUGACACAGAUCAAUCAAGCCGAGUCGAUUAGGACGGAAGCAGAACAUUACCGCCGCUGGCAAACCGACUUGAUGCCUGAUGGAAGAGGAUUAACAAUGGGCGCCCUCUACUGGCAAUUAAAUGACAUCUGGCAAGCUCCAUCAUGGGCUUCUAUUGAUUACGAAGGGAAGUGGAAAAUGUUACACUAUUACGCGAGGAAAUUCUUUUCUCCGACACUGAUCUCUCCGUACAUUGCCAGUGGUAAUCUGAGUGUGUCUGUGGUUGUUGAUGAAGUCCCGGUUCUCGAGGUUCGAGACUCGGCGACGGGCAAUCUACGAUUUCAACCCGAUUCUUCAUUUGUUCAGAUGCUACACAGUGAGUUCCUGCGAUCAGAGGCAGUCCACCUGAUGUCCAAAGUCGACUCUGUUACCACUGGUCAACUGGUCAUUCAGAUGUAUUCCUGGGACAGUUUCACUGCUUUGAAAACGUGGGAAAUUCCCUUUAAGCUCUACAGAUCUGCUGAGGUGGUGUUCACGAAAAGCAUGGCGGACAUGAUGAAGGAGGCUGGCUGUAUCCGCGAACAGAAAUGCUUCUUCUAUCUGUACAAGGAACACGACAGCCAAUCACCGACCUGGUUACCAAUGUCAUAUAUGAAAGAUGUUCAGGGAUUGGCCAAAGCACAUAUAUCGAUUACCACAGUCACACAGACGUCACCUACUGAGUUUGAAAUAAUACUGUCGUCCAAUCGAAUUGCUCCUUACGUCUGGUUGGAUGCCUACAAAGUGAAAGGCCGAUUCUCCGACAACGGGUUUCUGAUGAUGAAAGCACGGACGUCUGUUAAAUACACAUCAUGGGAACCAGUGGAACUUAUCAAGUUCACACAGUCUUUGAGUGUUAAAUCUUUAUUGGAUGUGUACAAUCAUUUCAGUUAAUUAAUUAAUUGUUCUAUAAAUUAUACAUUAAAAUGAUCACAGAAGCAAAUAUAAUGUAAAAUAUGGUAUAAACAUGUAAAUAUUUGUUUGUAGUCAAUUAAAAACGUCUUUUAAUAAAACAGUGUUUGACUUUACAGUCAAUCAAUCAAUCAAUAAAAUAUUUACAUGCUCCUAUACCACGAAGGUUUCGAGCAUGUCUAUCCCAGGUUCGGCCACCGGAUGCCAGUAGUUCAACCUGGGACAGCACAAUUACUGGG